Messenger RNA from Thelazia callipaeda (thelaziosis nematode), 2397 nucleotides. NCBI's taxonomy places the organism in Eukaryota, Metazoa, Nematoda, Chromadorea, Rhabditida, Thelaziidae. The record is from the annotation of a GenBank genome assembly.
AUGGCUACCGCCACGACAGCACUGGUACGAACACCUAAUAAUAGCGGAAGAACAAUUAUGAUGAUGCCGGCGGCUGGUGCUGCUAUUGCAACGAGUUGUGCAAAUCAACCGCAACAAGCUUCACUCUAUCCUUCUCAGCAAAAUUCACCUUAUUUGUCUCAACCAGGCAUUGCCAUAACUUCAGCUAACGGACGACUAUUUUCUAAUCAUUCGUGUGGCUCAACUUCUGCCAAUUUUUAUUCACAACAAGCGCAAUCAAACUAUCCGUUGCAGCAUCAACAGCAGCACCAACAACAACGGUCAUUUUAUCAAAAUUUAACGCCUGAACCUCAGGCAACCACAGCUAAUAGUCUUGCAGCUCAAGCAAUGAGUUGUGAAGCAAUUGGCUCAACAUCGUCUUCUACAAUAUCUAGCGAUAAUGGAGCAGCUUCAGCUUUAUCUGAUUUGAAUUCACAAUCUUUAUCAGUUCGACGGCCUUCUAGUUGCAGCAGUAGAAGUAGGCCAUCUUCUGCUUGUUCCUCAGUUGCGAAUGUACAGAUGUCAAUCACUAGUACCACAGUUAGUUCUACUACUACCAGUAUUGCUAUGCCUGUUGCAAACAUGAAUGGUUUGGCAAACACUCUGAAUGCAAGAAUCACUGCUUCACCUGUAACUCCUAAUAAUACUGAUGUUCUGAUAAUUCGCGAUCCAUUUGAAGAGGAUGAAUUUUCUUCUGCUCGCUGUAGCUCCACAGUUACUCAAAUAAUGUUCAAUCAACGGCCACCACAGUAUAUCAAUACAGGCAAUCCUUUAGACUCUGGUGGACAAUUGGAAUUACCUCGUCAUCUCAGAGUUCCAUAUCCUGAGUCAGCUUAUCGAGCAUGUGCUGCUGCAAACAAAAAUUUAGCUACUUACCGGAACGGUGCACCAUUACCUCCCUUCAUGCUACCGUAUCCAGCUUGUCCAGGACCUAGACCUGCUUCUUUAUUUGCUCCCAGUAUUGUUCCUAUAGAUAAUUCCUUAAUAUAUGCAAAUUCGCAACAACGGCAGCAGCAGCAACAGCUUCCCGGAAAUGCAACUAAUUUUGGGAUAUUUCGAAAUAGCAAACCUCAAGCCAGCUCUUCACCUGGUUGUCCAUCACUUUCAAUGCCUAAUGUGCCUGCAGGUACACCGACUCCAACUCACGGUUUUGGAAAUCCAUAUUGCAUUCAAGCACCCACGCCGACACAUAUGAUGGGACCACCUGGAUGCAUUCAGCGUCCUGAAUACCUUUCAAGUGCCUCAGGACCAUAUUGCAUAUCGGGUGGAGCGGGUGGGCAGCCUUAUUUUGGGAAUCAACCGGUCGCAAGACCUGAGCCUGGGACUGCAAACAUGAUACCUAUAAAUGGCGGGCUGCCUUCGAUGAAUCUCAUGACUAUGGUAAAUAUGAAUAAUGAACGUAUGGGGCCUGCAAUGGGUAUGAUGGGUGCAGGGCAGCAACCAAAUACUGGCUCUGCGACAGCGAAAAAAGGAAAUGCUAAGAGAUCUAAAGCUAGCAAAUCAUUCGGAGGGAUGCCAAAUCUUACCAAUGAUGAGCAGCAGUUGUUAGCAGCGAGACGAAAGCAACAACCAUUGGUUCAAACUGGACAGCAACAGCAGCAACAACAACAACAAAAGCAGCAACAACAGCCGAUGAUGUCGGGAAUGAUGUUACCUAUGCCAGUAUCUUCACAAGACUUUUACAUGUCUCAGAAUGUUUGUGGCAACUCUUCUGGGAUGUUAUCUCUCGUACAGCCACCUACACCACAGCAGCAAUCUGUUUUGCCACUAUCAACAGGCGCACCCACCGGUGCUGGCACAGGAGGAAUGGGACAGUUCGAUCAUUUUGAUGCUCGGCCUUCGACAAGUCUUAAUUGUACUCCAAUGCCUAAUUCUUGUCCAUCAAUGGUACAAGCUGUGAGUGGAGCAGGCACCCCUCCUCAACAGCAGCAAUCAACAUCGCAAAUGAUAGUAAAUUCUAUGAUGAUGACUCGAGGUUAUGGUACUUUCGAGCAAAAUGGUUUUGUUGAUGGGUUUCAGGCUCCGCAAAGCAACGGUAGCAGUGGUAGUGCAAGUAAUAAUAAUAUUCAAGGCAACAGUAAUAAUACUAUUACUACCAGUGUUAGCGGCGAUUCGUUUACUGUACUUAAUGGUUCCUUGAAUAAUCGUAGUACCAAUCAUGGCAGUAAGCAACGUUGUGUGAGUUGCACUGAAGAAGUUAGGGGGGAACGACCUGGUAUUCAGUGUACUGCAAACGGAGAAGGCUGUCGACGAUUUUUCCAUCAGGAAUGUAGCGGUUUGUUGCCGGAUGCAUUUCGUGCCAUCAUUGCAGAGCCGCGCGCAGAAUGGAUUUGUCCAGACUGCUUGUGCCGUCAGCAAACACAAAUUACGUUUGCAUAG